This is a messenger RNA of Scatophagus argus, 4944 nucleotides long. RefSeq names its product SH3-domain binding protein 4a (gene sh3bp4a). The coding region runs from base 325 to 3216 and encodes 963 amino acids. Gene Ontology annotation, molecular function: protein binding. Gene Ontology annotation, cellular component: cytoplasm. Lineage: Eukaryota; Metazoa; Chordata; Actinopteri; Scatophagidae. The transcript has 5 exons. The record is from RefSeq and is a predicted model, not a curated record.
GCUCAGCAGCUUUCCUCCAGUCCUCCGGCAGACCGGAGCGGGGACGGAUCGUGAGCGGCGUUGCGGCGUGUCUCUCACCGUGAGAAACUUCUCGGACACGGAACAUUUUGUUUUAACCUUCCGCUGCUGUUUUGGCCUUCUCCUUUUUUGGUGUUUAAUUGAAAUGACGCGAGAAGAAAACGAGUAAAAAGACGGAGAAGUGGCGGCGCGGCUCUCCAUCAGCUCUACCUUGUGCUCACUUCGCACCUACUCUGAGCGUUCCGGCUCCCAGCCAGCAGAAGAUGAGAAGCUGCCAAUGAGCAAAUGCUUCGAUAAGUACCAGCCAUGGCCGCCCAUCGAAUCAUCAGAGUGACAAACAACAACCACGUCCUCCCUCGCUGUAAGUCCGAGGGGACGCUCAUCGACCUGAGCGAAGGCGUCACUGGAGCCAGUCUCAACGAUGUCAAAGUGCCUUCUCCCAGUGCCUUAAGGCUGGACACAUCAGCCUCCUAUGGAGAUGCACAGGAAGUGGUCGCCAUAAAAGAUUAUUGCCCCAGCAGCUUCACCACGCUGAAAUUCUCCAAAGGUGAUCACCUCUACGUGCUGGACACAUCAGGUGGAGAGUGGUGGUACGCCCACAACAACACAGAAAUGGGCUACAUCCCGGCCGCCUACGUCCAGCCGGUCAACUUCAGGAACUCCUCACUUAGCGACAGUGGGAUGAUUGACAGUCUUGGGGAAGGAUAUGAGGAUGGGUCUAAGGAGUUUGGAGGUUUGGGGGAAUGGACAGGGAUGGCCCUUAAGCCCUCCCCAAUUUACAACAGCAGUCCCUUUUCUGUGAACCCCUUCAUCUGUCAGCCUGAUCAAAACAGCAAAGAUGCAGGUGGAAGGAACCCAGCAGACCUUAUUCUGUUUGAUGCACUGGCACCUCAGUCAUCUUGCUCCAACUUUAGCACUAGUGCAGUCAUGACAAAUGGGUUCAGCAGCUGCCAUGUUAACAAUACAACCCCCACCAGCUUAAACCAAGAGACUCUACCUAACCUCCAUAGGGAUAACCCAUUUUUCAGGAGUAAACGUUCCCACAGCCUCUCUGAACUGUCAGUCCUGCAGGCGCAGUCGAAUCCAACCUUACCCUCUUCAGGAUUCUUCACAGGUCUUAAGGCUCCCUCCCCAGAGCAGUUUCAGAGCAGGGAGGACUUCAGGACUGCUUGGUUGAACCACAGAAAGCUAGCCCGGUCUUGCCAUGACCUUGACUCCCUGGGCCAAAGUCCUGGAUGGGGCCAGACGCAGCCAGUGGAGACCAAUAUUGUGUGUCGGUUGGACUGUAACGGCGGAGUAGUUCAGCUCCCAGACACCCACAUCAGCGCACAUAUCCCCGAAGGCCAUGUCAGCCAUGGAGACUACCAGCAGAUCUCCAUGAAAGCCUUACUAGACCCUCCUCUGGAGCUCAACAGUGACCGCUGCACCACUGUUAGCCCCGUGGUGGAGGUCAAGCUCAGCAACAUGGAGACCAAGUCCUUUAUCACGUUGGAGAUGAAAGUAUUGGUAACUGUCAAGAAAGAAAGUUGUCACAGUGCAGAGGUUCUUUGUGUUAGAAGUGACUGCAAAGAAGGGCCUUACACACCCAUUCCUAAUGCUUACAUUUACAAGGAUACAAUCCAGGUGCAGCUGGAUAGUCUAGAGCCUUGUAUGUAUGUGGCCGUGGUGGUUCAGGCACAGUACAUCAGCCACAAUACGACUGUUUGGGACCAUGUGCAGAGGAAAGUAACUCUGGGCGUCUAUGGCCCCAAGCACAUCCACCCUUCCUUUAAGACGGUCGUGGCCAUGUUUGGGCAUGAUUGUGCCCCCAAGACGUUGUUGGUAAGCGAGGUGGGCCGGCAGGCUAGUUCCAACCCACCAGUGGCCCUCCAGCUGUGGGGGAAGCACCAGUUCAUGCUGGGGUUCCCUCAGGACCUCCAGGUGGGAUUGUACUCCAACAUGUCCAACUACCAGGUGAAGGCAAGUGAGGGUGCUGGGGUGAUUCAGGGAUUUCAGGUCAAACUUGGUAAAGUCAGCAGGUUGUUAUACAUGAUCACAUCACUCAACCCCAACAGCAUUUCAGACUUCACUCUCAGGGUCCAAGUCAAGGAUGCUCUCGACUGUAUCCUCACCCAGUUCUGCGUCCAAACUCCACAGCCGCCGCCAAAGGCUGGAGCGAGGGUAACGGGCCAGAGGAGGUUUCUGAAAAAGAAAGAGGUGGAUAAGAUUGUCCUCUCACCACUGGCUGUCACUUCCAAGUACCCAAAGUUUCAGGACCGGUGCAUUACCAACCUUAAGUUUGGCAAAUUGAUAAAAACAGUAAUUAGGCAGCACAAGAGCACUUAUCUGUUGGAGUAUAAGAAGGGGGACGUGAUUGCGUUGCUCAGUGAGGAGAAAAUCAAACUGCGAGGGCAACUGCGGACCAAAGAGUGGUACAUUGGGUACUAUCAGGGAAAGAUAGGCCUUGUCCAUGCCAAGAAUGUUUUAGUUCUGGGUAAGGUCAAGCCCAUUUAUUGGUGCGGUCCAGACCUAACGACCAUGAUGCUGCUGGAGCAGAUCCUGAAGCCUUGCAAAUUUCUUACAUACAUCUACGCAACAGUGAGGACAGUUUUGAUGGAGAAUGUGGGCAACUGGAGGGCCUUUGCCGAUGCCCUGGGUUAUGGGAAUUUGCCUCUGAAUUAUUUUUGCCGGACCGAGCUGGACAAUGAGCCUGAAAAGGUGGCGUCGGUCCUGGAGAAACUCAAAGAGGAGUGUACCAAUACGGAGAACAAGGAGAGGAAGUCCUUCCAGAGGGAACUCAUGAUGGCUUUGUUGAAGAUGGACUGCCAGGGUCUGGUUGCCAGACUGGUCCUGGACUUCGUCUUGCUGACCACGGCGGUGGAGGUGGCGUCUCGGUGGAGGGAGCUGGCCGAGAAGCUCGCCCGAGUGUCCAGACAGCAGAUGGAGGCUUACGAGGCUCCACAUCGCGACAAGAACGGCUUACUGGACAACGAGUGCAUGUGGAAGCCCGCCUACGACUUCCUCCUCACCUGGGCCGCCCACGUGGGGGACAGCUACCGAGACGUGAUCCAGGAGCUCCACCUCGGCCUGGACAAGAUGAGGAACCCCAUCACCAAGAGGUGGAAGCACCUGACCGGCACGCUCAUCCUGGUCAACUGCCUGGACACCCUUCGCAGUUCCGCCUUCUGUCCCGUCGGAUACGGAGAUUUCGCUGUGUGAACGUUUUCUAAAAGCCUGUCUCGUUGGGAGCUGCUGGGACGCUGUAGUACCUGGUCCUUGGAUGUACCUGGAGAUUAGCUGAUGCCGUUGAACUUUCGUUGUUUUUGUCCUGGAUGGUUCAACAGGACACAGAGUUCGGGAUGGACGUCACGGAUAUUUGAUCGCCCUGUUCGGGGUGUCUGGUAAAUUUCCAGGCUUUCGAUCUUCAGGUCAGACCUCCUGGAUUUGGAGUCUCGGAUUGGCAUCGUGGUUUUUGUUGGGCGUUUUCUGGGAGUGUGUGACAGGAGGAUCUGCCUCUUCCUGUUUUUUUUGCCUCUUAAUGUUCAUCCUGCUUUCUUCUUGCUUUUUUCUUCUCCAGCGCUUUUCUACCUCAUCCUUCAUCUUCUUCUGUCUUUCUCAUCAGGUUUUCUUUGUCUGUCUUUUGUUAUUCUUUAACCUUUUUUUUGCUAUCCUGUUUUCCUUUUUCUUCAGUUAAAUAAAGUUCGCUCUUUUUCCUUCGCCCUCAGGAUGUCAGAGACCUCCAACCAUACGAGCUGUGAACUUUGACCUUCCCACCAUCUUUGAAAGCUGAUUUGACCCCCACGUUUAACCAAAUUCUGAACAUGAACAACUUUUUUGGCAGUUUUUGUAUUUGUACUGCCUCUCGUUGGCCUUUUUGUACUGAACAGGGCAGAGAAGAAUUCAAAGUUUCAUACGUUCAGACAUCAACAUUAUUUGUCAGUAAUUAGCUUGCCAAAAACAGUUAGCCUAAUGCUAACUUCACAUGUGACUCAGUGUAGUCCAUGCAGUGAAGGUACAGUAUGUCUGUGUAUGCAAGAUACACUUUUAUUUUUAAUACUUGCAAAACAAAACAGAAGGUGUAUUAUCGGCAGUGUAUGUACUGUUGUUGGUUUUUCUUGUGUAUUUUCCAUCAUAUUUACGCUGGUGUGACAAAUUCUGUGCUUAAAAGUCAAAAUUACAAUCUGAUCGUUCUGUUCUGUUCAGCUGAAAACAAACAAAAACUCAGCACAACAUUCAAAUCCAGUUCUCUGUGCAAAAGCUAACGCUACACACUUCAGUUGGCGGCGUUAGCAGGCUAGUUAGCAAGCUAACGCUCAGGAUGUGCGUCUAAUAUUUUUCCAGAGUUAUAGUUGUUGCACAUGCAAAUGUUUUGAUUUAUCAGAGACUGAGAUAAAAUUUAUUUCAGUAUAACAAAUGGAAAAAAAUUUGUGCAAACAGUAGACGCCACCACGAUGACCGGAAAACUCGAUCCUGACAAAAUCUAACUGACUAAAAUCCUUUUCUUGUACGUUUUGCAGGAGGCAUUGAAGGACACCACAGUUUGCUUUCUGAUGAAAUGAAAUGUGACUUUAAACUGUGAAAACUGUCAGAAAAUAUGUAGUUUUUGUUAAAUUUAUAUUUGAAGAAGCCUUUCGUCUUUGAUUUUGCGAUCUCGGCAAGUUUAAUCAAGCGGCUUUGACGCGUCUGUUGUUCAUUCCUUCGUCUGCUUUGGUUUUAGUCCUUCGCUCUGCUGUUUUUCCCGUCUCCUCUCAGUAUGUUUUGUGACUGCUGUAAUGUUCCUCUGCGUGUUUGGGAUAUGCACAGAAAAUGUGCGAGGAGUUUAUAUAUUUGUACCAAUCGCCGAUUGAGUAUCGACGUGUUCGGAAGUGAAGUCGAACCAGCAGAUCUGAAAUGUGCUCAGUGUUUCUGUUCAGAAGGUUUCAAUAAAACACUGAAAACAGCACAUAA